GUGGGGGAGGUGCCCGGGGCCGCGGCGGAGGGAGCAGAACCUGAGAGGACGCGCGCCCGGACGCGCGCGGGCGAGAGGGCGCGGGCGGGUCCCGGCCAGCGACCUGCCGCGGGGCCGCGAGCCCCAGGCGCCCCCCGCCCCGCGCGUCUCCCCGCCGCCCCCGCCCCCCGCGCGGCCCCCGCCCCGGCUCCGCCCCGCCCCUCGCGCGGGGUCCGCGUCUGCGGCUGCGUUCCCCGAAAGACGAGGCUGCGCCCGGGUUCCGGUCCGCAGGGAGACCGAAGGGCACCACUCCCCGCGCCGCGCACGCCGCCCGAUCCCGGAGUGCGGACACCCCAGGGAUGUGAGUGCGCCCCCCGACCCCGAGGCCCGCGCUCGACGCCCUGAUCCGCGGCCUGCGCCCCAGAGGACCCCCGCCCGUAGCCCCCGCGCCUCCACGAGGCCCGCCCGGAGCAUGCUGCCCGCAGCCAUGAGGAGCCUGGGCCUGGCGCUGCUGGCCUUGCUGCUGUGCCCCGUGCCGGCUCAUGGCCUGUGGUGCCAGGACUGCACCCUGACCACCAACUCCAGCCAUUGCACCCCGAAGCAGUGCCAGCCGUCAGACACUGUGUGUGCGAGCGUCCGGAUCACUGACCCCAGCAGCAGCAGGAAGGAUCACUCCGUGAACAAGAUGUGUGCCUCCUCCUGUGACUUCGUUAAGCGGCACUUUUUCUCAGACUAUCUCAUGGGGUUCAUUAACUCUGGGAUCUUAAGAGUCGACGUGGAGUGCUGUGACAAGGACUUGUGCAACCUGGCGGCUGCCACGGGGCAAAGCCCCUGGACCCUGGCCGGGGGUCUCCUGCUCAGCCUGGGGCCUGCCCUCCUCUGGGCUGGGCCCUGAGGCCCCUCCUUCCCGCAGGGCUUCUGAGCUUGUUCCCCUGAGCCCGGUCAGCACUGCCUCACCCCAGGCUGGUCUGACUGAGGCGGGGACACCAUUGGGCCAGUGCUGUGGUCUGUGGCUCUCACCCUCCCUAGACGCGAGACCUCCUGCCUCUUCACCAGCUCCGUGUCCUGGGCAACCGGAUUUCUCCAGGACACCAGGUGGCUGUGCAGGAGGCUGGGGACUGGGGGUGAGGGCAGGAGCUGGGACCCCAAGGUCCCCUAGGGGAAGUGAGGCCAAGCCAGGCGCAGCCCAACAGCCUGGCCUGAAGGGCAUCUUCUAUAGCGAAAUAAAGUCACUUCUGA
Molecule: messenger RNA, 1218 nt
Organism: Sciurus carolinensis (gray squirrel)
Lineage: Eukaryota; Metazoa; Chordata; Mammalia; Rodentia; Sciuridae
Gene: Ly6h
Product: lymphocyte antigen 6 family member H
Exons: 4
Coding region: 452-874 (140 amino acids)
Biological process (GO): acetylcholine receptor signaling pathway
Cellular component (GO): plasma membrane
Molecular function (GO): acetylcholine receptor binding; acetylcholine receptor inhibitor activity
Source: RefSeq, a predicted model, not a curated record